Molecule: messenger RNA, 6472 nt
Organism: Danio aesculapii
Lineage: Eukaryota; Metazoa; Chordata; Actinopteri; Cypriniformes; Danionidae
Gene: lipea
Product: lipase, hormone-sensitive a
Exons: 11
Coding region: 206-2296 (696 amino acids)
Biological process (GO): cholesterol metabolic process; triglyceride catabolic process
Cellular component (GO): cytosol
Molecular function (GO): sterol ester esterase activity; triacylglycerol lipase activity
Source: RefSeq, a predicted model, not a curated record
GAAGAGGAUACACAAGCAAGCGAAAGCACAAGACAUCCUCUGUCAAGUCGUGUUUAGUUAAGAAAAUGUACGAGUGUCGAUAGCCCUCUGAAAAAGCGCGCUGUUCGGUAUGCUGUCAGCGAUCUCUCGCAGUUCACGCGCAUCUUGAACGCGCGGCGGAGUUCAGUGAGUGACAGGUAAGCAAAGCUGUCUCAGGUUGUCAGAUAUGGACCAUAAGCAUGUAUUCGCAGGAUUACAGACUAUUUGUUCGGAUGUUAUUUCGACUCUGAAUGGAUCCUCCAGUAAUUCUUCACAUGCUGACGCCGCUGAGCGUCUGUUGGGAGUCAUGAAGCAGAUUCAGGAACACGGUCGUGCUGUUGAACCUUUGAUCACUGGAUUUAUGACCGUCUAUCAUCAUUUCGAUUUGGAUGCACAGACCCCAGGAAAUGGAUAUCGGACUCUAGUGAAGGUGGUUCAUUCCUGUGUUAUCCACAUUACCCAAAAGGCCCGUUACAUUGCAUCAAACUGCACUGGGGCAUUUUUCCGUAUGGACCAUAAUGUGGCAGAAAUGGAAGCGUACUGUAGUGCCCUGUGCCAACUGCGGGCAUUACUUUACCUGGCACAGAUAUUACUCAAUGACAAUCCCAACGGUCAGCUCUAUUCACAAGAGGAAGGAGGUUUAAGCGAGAGGUUUGUGCAAGAAUACAUCUCCAUGCACAAAGCCUGUUUCUAUGGCCGCUGCUUGGGCUUCCAGUUUUCUCCCUCUCUCAGGCCUUUUCUACAGACUGUGGUGAUCAGUAUGGUGUCUUUUGGAGAAAACUACAAGAAACAGCAGACUGGGCUAGGCAUCGCAGCUCUUUCCUUUUUUACAUCGGGCAAAUAUGUGGUGGACCCUGAGCUGAGGGGGGCAGAGUUUGAGCGCAUCACUCAAAAUCUAGAUAUGCAGUUUUGGAAAACCUUUUGGAAUAUUACAGAAACAGAGCUUUUAUCAGGUUUGACAAGGAUUACCUCCAGUGUGGUGCAAGUGAAUGUAACACUAACUGUUCCAGCUGAGAGUCUGAGUUUGCCUCUGGCCUCUGACCCCAGUCUCUCAGUCGCUGUGAAGCCUCCGGUUGCACACUGGGGCCCUGGACCGGUCAAUGUGCGCUUGAUCUCACACGUUCUUCGACAAGGACAGGACAGUGCCGAACUGUUGGCACUUUCUCGUCCUGAGGGUCCUCAACUCUCCCUGUCAGGGGGUUUCAAUCGUCAGACAGCUCCUCUUUCUCCAUGCCUGCUCAUACACUUCCAUGGAGGAGGAUUUGUUGCACAGACUUCAAAAUCACAUGAGAAUUAUUUAAAGAGCUGGUCUAAAGAUCUGAAUGUGCCUAUCCUGUCAGUGGAUUACUCUUUGGCUCCAGAGGCCCCGUUCCCCCGUGCUCUAGAGGAGUGUUUCUACGCCUACUGCUGGGCAUUGAAGAACUGCCACCUGCUGGGCUCGACAGCAGAGCAUGUUUGUUUGGUGGGAGACAGCGCAGGCGGUAACCUGUGUAUAACCGUAUCUAUGAGGGCGAUGUCUCAUGGUGUACGUGUUCCUGAUGGGAUUGUGGCGGCGUAUCCAGCGACUCUACUAACAACAGACGCCUCACCAUCUAGACUGCUCACUUUAAUCGACCCUCUGCUGCCUUUGAGUGUGCUCUACAAGUGUAUCGACGCCUAUGCUGGUUUGAGCUGUCGAUCAGUACAGCCAGCUCAGCAGUUGGACACCCUGGCUGCUCUGGGACAAGACACAGUAAAGAUGCUGAGUAAAUUUGCCCAAGGAGCAACAAACUGGAUUCAAACUUUACUAGACCCAAAAGCACCACCAUCAUCCUCAUCAACAGCCUCUGCAACCACUUCAUCAAACGGUCCUUCAUCUUUUAAACCACAUUCUGAGGAAGCACCACAAGAAGUCAAAGAAUACCCAGAAAACUUUGAGCCACUGCGAUCCAGUUGUCUGGUGGAUAUAAAGACGCCUUGCACACCGAUUAUGAAGAACCCAUUUGUUUCUCCACUUCUUGCUCCAGACAGUCUUCUCAAAGGGCUUCCCCCAGUGCAUAUAGUGGCCUCAGCAUUGGACGCCCUGUUAGAUGAUUCAGUCAUGUUUGCCAAAAAGCUGAGGAAUAUGAACCAGCCAGUGACGCUCACUGUGGUGGAAGAUCUUCCUCAUGGAUUCCUGAGCCUAUUACAGCUCUCCAAAGAAACCCAGGAAGCAGCUGAUAUUUGUGUGAAACGAAUCAGAGAAGUCUUGAAGCUGGAGGAACCAACAGCUGAUCAGAAGCAGUCAAGCAUUGUUUAGACAGUUUUAUGCUUGGGAAAGUUGAGCAAAGUCCAAGAAAUAGUGGACUUAAAGUAGUCGAAAUAACUUCGACAGGUUCAAAACCAGAUAAUUAUUUAAAAUAAUCCUGGAAGCAGUUCAUAGUUUUCAGUCAUGUGACUGGCACAGAGAUCUGGAGAGCAAUACAUCUUUAGAAAUUCUGUCAGGUUUACAUUUCUUUCAAGGCACAAAUAUUUAGAUCAUCUCGCAAACAAAAUAAAAAUAAAAAGGAAAAAAAAAACACUCAGAUAAGUUGACAGUUGGCAAGACGUGGGAAUUUGCAAUCCAUUUAAGCACUUUAUGCAGCAAAAAAAGUGUCUUAUUAAUUCUAAUUAAUAAAAAAUAGACCCAAUUCAGUAUACACUUCACACUGAUACUGACAUUGCAUAUGAGACAAAUUUGGAAAUACUAUCGUUCAUCCAAAAAUGAAAAUUCUGUCAUCAUUUACACAGCCUGCACUUGUCCCAAACUCGUUUCAGUUCUUUCUUCAUUUGGACACAAAAGAUGAUAUGUUUAAGAGGUCAUUCACACAGAAUGGGAUAUCCAAUCCAAUGCACUAUUUUACCAUUGUUUUUCUAUUUAAACACAUGCUUGACGGACAUAAAUGACAGUUAAUAGUGCAGUAGGUGAUCUGCCUAAAUGCUAACCGGUUAGCAUAAUAUGUUCGAAGCACAAUCCCCCCCCUGUUGACCAAAGCCACGACUCAUGUGAUUCGCCAGUUAAAAAAUGUCAUAGUACUUUAUAGUACUACAAUUCAGAAUAAAAAACUGUAUUAUAUCUAGCACGUUUUCAGUUGUGUAGCAAGCAAAACUUGCCAUAAUGUGCAAUAUUUCAUGCAUCCAAGAAUCGCUGGAACUCUUGAGCGCAGUGAAAUCUGAUACUUCUCGAACAAGCUUAUGUUUCCGGUGUGGUACAUUCAUCAGUGUAUGAAUGGAAGUCAAUGGGGCAAAACGUGCAGUCUGACCACACCUUAACCAUGUUGUUUGCGAGUAGUUUACACGUAGAAUAUGCAAUGUGCAUAUUCUACAUGCAAACAACAUGUUCUUGUGUUUGCCCGUUUUUUUUUUUACUUUCUGGCUUUCCAUACAUGAGCACUGCGUUUUUAAGAUGUCAACUUAAAGGAUUUUCAGCUUUUACAGUGCUGCUCAUUAAUGUUAGUUCCAAAGCAGUGGACCAAUCAGAAUAACUCAGCAUGUUUCCAGAUGCAAGUUGGCAUGACAACUGUUUUAUUUGAUGGCAACCUGAUUUAAAACAUUCAUUGAGUGCUGUGUCAAUGGCUAAUGUGGGAAACUGCUAGUCAUUAGCUACGUUUUCAUCCACCUAUUUUUAUGUGCAUUUUGGACAUGCGCAUAAAAAACGAUUGAUAGAAACGAAAAGAUGCGCAUACAUUUUAAAAAUGUGCGUAAAAAACAUAUGCGCAUAACUGAGUAGGAUAUACUUUUUAUUCGAUAAGAAAAGAUGCGUGUAAACUACGACGGAGACACUUUUACCAAACAAAUUCCAGUAUGUGCAUUAAAAAAGUCAUGUGAGUUUGUUAUAAGAGAUCAUGUGAUGAUAAAAAUGUGUGUGAAUGGACAAAUCAGCAGGCUGAGCACACUGUAAAACAUCUGAAGUGUUGUUUUGGUCAUUCUAAAAUGCCUUAACCGUUUCAGUAUUAGUGUUAUUUUAUUAUUAAUUACCUCCAGAACCAUCAAGAGUGUCUGUGCUCCGUGUCUCACGCCUUCAAACACUAGCACGUGUUCAUUGCGUGUCGGCAUUUGUCUUCUGAGGCGUGAGUCAUUUAUUAAAUAAUAAAAAGAUUGACACAGCUUCUCUGACUGCAGCAAAUUCCAUUUUUACUGUUGAUAUUUGCCACCAGUUUAUCAGAAAAUGACGAUUUUGAUCUCUUUGAUUCAUUGGAUGGAAACGCUGCUUUAUUCGCACGUCUUUUAUGCAACAUUCCAGUUUUGCGCAUACAUUUAAUUAGCAUUUUUGGAUGGAAACAUAGCUAGUGUCAGUUUCAAAGCAGUGGACCAAUCAGAAGAACUCCUCAUUAUGAGCUUCUGUUUGAAGUAGCAUGUUGGCAUGACAACUGUUUUAUUUGACAACAACAUGAUUUUUCAAAAUACAAUCAUGAGUGCUGUGUCAGUGACGCCAAGCCGCCUUUCAGCUGCACACGACAUUUGGACACGACUGUCGGAUUACGCCCCCUUGUGGCAGUUGCACAUAUUUCAUAGUUGCAAGUUUUGUUGUGCAUCAUGGGAGAGAAGCUGUUCUCGCAGUGUCCGAAAUAAAGGAGUGCAAAAGCCUUUAUUCUCUGUGCAUUCACCAUGGUUGAAUGAAUGAAUACUAGAAACUCAUAGACCGGUAAAACUUUUGGAGGAAAUGUGGGGACAACAUUAAAAUAUAAUAUUUGCAUUGCUCAUUUAUGAAUAGAAAUGUUUUUUAAUACAAACUUUUUUUCCUGAUUCAAAUAAUAACAAAAAAACUACUAUUUCUCAUCUUGCGCGCACGGACCUGCUUGGACAACACUGAAAUACAUCACAACCAGUUAGCUGGUUGCAAAUAAUCUAGUCGCAGGAGUUAUAUUUUAACAAUUUUUAUUUUCAAAUAUUUUAACAGAUCCGCAGCUUAAAUCAGAUCCUAAUUUUCUGCAUAGGGAGAUGAUUGGAACUCCCAGACUACUCUCUAUUGGAAAUGAAAGACUUCCGGUCUGUCUAAUUUGUCGUGUGCAGUGGAAAGGCGGCUUAAGGAUGUUGGAAAUGUACCAAAAAUACCAUUAAAGUGGCGUCUUAAUUUUUUCUAGAGCUGUAGCCACAUUUUAGUUAUUAGCUUCACCAAACUUUAGUAAACCAUAAAAGAUCACAAGUGGUAGAAGUCGAAGUUCGGUUUUAAAACGUCAUUUGAAGUUUAACCAAUAGAAGCUGGGUCUCAGGCCUCGUUUGAUUGGAUGGACCAGAUGUCAGUCUGAGUGGGCCAGCUAUAACUUUACCAUCAUAGAUGAAUCUUUUCGUUUGUUUAUAACUGACAUCAUUAUUGGGAUGUGUACUGAAUUGGGUCUUUUUAGUACAUAUUCUGUAAAAAUGAAUGCCUUUGGCCUAGAUAUAUAAAAUUUUAUAUAUAAGUAAUUGAAUUGAAUUUAAAAUACUGUAGUUUUUUAUUUAUCAGAACAACUUUAUUGGAAAAAAUGGCAACAAUGUUUAAGAGGCUUUUGCCUUUCCAGGUGGUUGUUCCUAUAUGGAUGUAUUGUUGAUCUCGCAAUACCAAAGUCUGAACCCCUGAGGCUACAGCAUGUCCAGUUUUACAUCAGAGUGAAUAGUUUUUAAGAGAUUCACAAUGACCACUGUUCUGUUCAGACCAAACUGAAUGUCUAAACAUCCACCAUUGUGCCUGUAGUGAUGCAAUAUUAUCUGUCCAAGCUGCUUUUGCACUGCUAACUAUCUCCUUUUUAAAGCAACUUGCACUGUGAACUUUGUGUCAUUUCUUUCUAGUUUGAGUCGAAAUGAAAAAGAGUCGAAUGUUUAAACGUAAGGAAGCAAAUACAUAGUUACUUUCUAUUGUUUGAUUUAAAAAUGCAGCGUUUUUUCCAAUGAUAUUAGUACAUCUGAUAUUAUCAAUAUUGCACCAAUAUUGGUCAGUAAAGCAGCACAGAUUUUCAUGCUUUAUAUAUAAUAAUAAUAAAAUAAAAAUACAUAAAUAGGCCCAUAAAAGAUGGCAUUUUAGUCCAGUGCAGCUUGUGGCCUAAAAUAACAUUACAUUUAAAGUUAAAAUGUAAACUGUAGCAUAAUUUUAAAAUGUUUAAUUAAUUUUACAUGGAAAUGUGUGUGUGUGUGAUUAUUUGAGGAGCAGAGAUUAUCAGUUCUAAGCUUUACACCAUUGUGUCUUUUCAUACCCUUGUCUACACUUGAGCUUUUAUAUUAACACGUUACCUCAUCUUUUUUUCUUGAAGAACUGGUCCGGCGCACAAGUACAUUUAGCUUUAAGUACUUACCAGUUCAUGUCAUAAUGCAGUAAACUAAAAGGCUGAAACGAGAUUUUAAACUAAUUAGAUUCAGAACAUGCUGAUCUUUAUUUUUAUCUCAUAACACCAAAGAUAUUUGUUCUAAACUAUAUUUUCGAAGAGAUUUGGAUGAACUGAAUGUCAAAUGCAAUAAUAAAUACUCCACUGUUUUUCAUGAA